AUUUUUUCUUUAUAUUUUAAAUUUAAUGGCCGAAAAAUUCUUCGGUACAGUCCUCUGCCUCACCUUACGUGGCAUCUGAUAAAAGGAGGUGUUGAUAUCGGCUAUAGCCUAUAGCCCCCACCAUUAGUAUUUGAUUAUUUCCCUCUCUCCUCCUCCAUUUCGUUUUGGAGGGAUUUACGUUUCAUUUCCAUUCUCGCGCCUAAAAAGACUUUUCGUAUCUCUCUCUCUCUCUCUCUCUCUCUCUCUCUCUCUCUCUCUCCCCCCGUGGUUUUUUGCUUCUGGUUCUAAAAAUCUCCAGUUCAGGGGUCUCCAUGACCAAUAUUCUUCAAGCUUCACCAAAACACACACGUAUAUUUUCACUUUCAACAGGGAAUCGUCCUGAUUCGGUGCUGGCGCCAUCGCGAUUGAGGUUCCCAGGUAAUUUCCCCAAUUCUUAGGUUACAUUUUCUUGUGAUUAAUAUGCGGAAUGGUGCAGCCUAUAGAGUGAUAUAAUCGAACUUGGUUGAUUAGCAUUUACCCAAUGGCCAAUUAAUACUAUUUCGAAUAGGGAGAUUUCCCUGAUUUGUUGAGUGAAACAUAUUGGUUCAAGAACAAAACGAUUUCUGGGUUUCUCAAGACUUAAACUUCAUGGCAGAAGGUUUCAUAGUCGUUAAACGGAGAGAGCUCUGAGGCUGACAGAGAAGCUACAUAGCAAUCACCGAAAAAGCGCGCAAGAAAGAGAGGAGGUAUAUUGAUGGAGAACUGGGCAGCAAAGAAGAAAAGGAAGAAGAAGGAAGAAGCAGAGAACCGGUUCCAGCAUUUGCCAGACGAAGUCGUACUCAACAUCUUUGACAAGCUCUCUGACAUCCAAUGCCUCUGCAGAUGCUUCCUUGUCUCCAAGCGAUUUGCUUGCCUCAUCCCUCUCGUCCAAACAGUAUCUAUCGAAAGCAAAACCUGGAAUUCUAAAUAUGAUUUCAAAACUGUUCCCUGGAAAUCUAAAUAUGAUCAUGGUGGAACUUUUCCCCUCGGAGAUCUCUCAGAAUCCUUGAUAACCAACUUGGUCUUCAGACCCCUACGAGAGCUCCAUAAUCGCUCUCUCUUUCCUAGUUCUCCUCGGGACGUUUCUAUAGUCUUGUUCCACGCUAGAUUAACACACGUUCGAGCUCUCAAUAUUGAGCUUCCCUCCACUUUCGUCGGUAACAAUGAUUCUGUUUUCAAAUGGGGUGCCAAAUUCACCCCAAAUCUUGACAGUGUCACGUUUCUCUAUGCAUCAUCUCUCUCUAAAAUGAUGGAAUCUGAAGAAGAAGAAGAAAAAGAAUCUGAAGAAGAAGAAGAAUCUGAAGAAGAAGAAGAAGAAGAAGAGAAUGGGAUUUCUAAUAGGGAGCGAAAUCGCCGAGUGUUUAUAUCCAUUGAAUGCAUAAAAGAUGCAGUGUUGUGGCUAGGGAUCUUGAGUUUUGUGACUUGUGUCUCGCCUAAGCCGACGAUGCUUCAGCGCAUUGCCAUCACCGAUUCCAAGAAAAAGGGGGCGAAGCUCUGUUUGAGUGGUGAAAAGCUUGCGGAGUGCAGGAAUACAUUCAGGAUGCAUUCGUUGUCGAACAUGGGUAGUUCAUGGACGCUAGAGAAUAUGAGGGUUGGGUAUGUGCCUGUUUUACAGCUGCCAAUGUCCAAGUAUGUGAUGAAAGGGGUGACCAUUGUUAACUACAAAAUGUUCGCUGGUGAUGAUUACGAGGUCUAUAAGGCCAUGGUGGAUGCUUUUGCGGAGGAACAAGAUGUGUUUUCGGAAGCCGUGGUGCAGAUUCAGGAAAAACACAAGGACUGUAUGACCAAUGUAUUGUUCUAGAACUCAAAGCUGAUGUUAAUUCUGAAUUAUGUCUUUAGUUGCUGCUGUUAUUACUGCUUUAAUUUUACUUACCAAUUCAGAAGCUUCGCCUACAUUGCUAGUCUACAAUUCUGCAAUGCUAGUCAGUUAAGUGAUCAAAUUUUGUGAAUUGUUCCAAAUGUGCCUACAGUGUUAGUUGAAUUUUGAAGCAUUCGGCUUUGAUGUUAUGGUUGAUGGAAUCUUGAAUCUUAAA
Molecule: messenger RNA, 2051 nt
Organism: Rhododendron vialii
Lineage: Eukaryota; Viridiplantae; Streptophyta; Magnoliopsida; Ericales; Ericaceae
Product: F-box protein At1g30200-like
Exons: 2
Coding region: 734-1819 (361 amino acids)
Molecular function (GO): protein binding
Source: RefSeq, a predicted model, not a curated record